AUGGAGGACAGAGUAAGAUUCAAGAAACAACAAGAAAAUUUGUUGCUCAUGGAAAAAAAUCUUGAAGUGUUUCAACAGCUCAGGAAUUCGGUCAAUCGAUACCAUGAAAAUUAUAAGGUUUUCAAGCAAUCCUUCAUGGAAUGGAAAGACCACAUUGCGGAGGAGGAGGAAGAAAAUGCAGUCAAGGUGGAAGAGAUAGUGGCAGUGCAGACAGAAGCUAUCCCUAAAGAAAUUCCCCUUUCAUCUGUUCUUGAAAAUUCUUUCAAAAAUCCCAUGCUAUGUUCUCAACCUUCAGAUUUCCCACUCCGUAUUUUGCUUUCCUCUAUCAACACUCCGUAUGAUCUUAACCUCAUCAAGACGGAAUCUUUGAUCGAUGAUGGGGUCAAGAACUCGGACACCAUGAAUCCCAUCAACACUGUCUUCGUUGCUAGAAGGUUGAUUGGUUGUAGAAUUAGUGAUGCUUCUAUUCAGAGUGACAUUACUUUGUGGCCAUUCAAACACAGGGUGGUGGUCAUUUACAUGGGUGAAGCCCAUACUUCUGUUGACAAGCAUGUGGAAUUCCCCUUGGACUUGGAUUUGCAGCCAUACAAUACUGGAAGCCAAAACAACGGCGUGGAACUUAAGUAUAACCUGUAUGCAAUUAUUGUACAUAUUGGGUUCUCCUCUAUUUAUGGGCAUUACUUCUGCUUAAUUUGGUCCUCUUUAGAGACAUGGUAUUGCUUGGAUGACUCAAAGGUCACUAGUGUACAAGAAGAGUUUGUACCAUCUCAGGAGACCUAUAUUCUAUUUUAUGCAAGGCAGGGUACAUGUGACACCCCCAACCUCAGCUUGGGAUGGAAAUGA
Messenger RNA from Juglans microcarpa x Juglans regia, 843 nucleotides. RefSeq names its product ubiquitin carboxyl-terminal hydrolase 3-like. The coding region runs from base 1 to 843 and encodes 280 amino acids. Gene Ontology annotation, biological process: protein deubiquitination. Gene Ontology annotation, molecular function: cysteine-type deubiquitinase activity; ATP-dependent protein folding chaperone; ATP binding. Lineage: Eukaryota; Viridiplantae; Streptophyta; Magnoliopsida; Fagales; Juglandaceae. The record is from RefSeq and is a predicted model, not a curated record. The transcript has 2 exons.